AUGGAACAAGAGGAGGAGAUUGAUGUCGUAAAUUUCGACGCAUCAAUCGAAGUGCCCGCGGGAUUCCAAUGCGAUCAAUGUGAAUGGGUUGGGAAGUCUGAAAGAAGUCUCGGAGCACAUAGAAGGCACAAACAUCCGAAACCAGAAGGCUCAGUGUCGACGCCAAGAGGAAGAGGGCGCCCACGAAAAGAAGAAUUCGACUCGUUGAAACCCGCUGAAAAUGAAGUGAUACCGGCACGUGUCACCACGAAACAGCUUCUAGGCGGUAGAAAACGACCGAAGACAAUUGUCGACUCGAUUGAUGAUUCUGCUCUCAGAACCGAUCGAGAAGCGUCACGACUUCAUGAUCUGGGUAUUAUUGAUGAGGCGACGUCUGUUGGGGAAUUCGUGCGACGAGAUGUCAAUUAUCCGAUGGUUUCUAACGAUAUGAUGAUGAUGGAGGAGGGUGGAUCGAUGGUUGUUGGAGAGGAAGUGAUCAUUGAUAAUGAAGAAGAAAAUGGAGACGUCGAAAAGAGACUCAGUCCAAUGAAGCAACGUGGCACUCCAUCUCGCCGCUUCACUGAUAAAGUAGUGCCGGACCGUCUAAUCAUCGGAGACGUAACCGGAAAAUAUAAAUGUUACAUUCCGGACUGCGGAUGGAAAGGCGGCUACCGAUCGAUUCGAAUGGAUCACAUGAAAGCGAUACAUCCGGAAUGGAAGAAACCGGCGAGAUUCAUUCUAGAGAGAAUUUCCAAAGACGGUGUAUAUCUAGACCCAGAUGCAUACGUGCCACCAUUCGCAUGCAAUGUACCAGGGUGUACAUGGCGUGGGAAUUAUAGAGCGUCGAGGAGUGUUCAUAUGAAAAAAGUGCAUCCGAAUGAGCACGCGGAGAGAAAGAAAUCGGCGCCCGGCUACAAUUCGAAUGGAACUUACGCGUGUCAUUAUCCGGGUUGUACGUGGAAAGGGUGGAGUCGAUCGACGAGAUCUAUGCAUUUGAAGAAGGCGCAUCCGGAUUGGAGGCCAGAGGAUUCAAGGGUUUUGAUGAUUCUCUCAUGUUUCUUCUGCAAAUCCACAUUCCCAUCAUAUCCACUACUCUCCGAACAUAUAUCAACUCAUGGUGGUGUUGGACUACACGUGGAGGAGUUUUUCGAGACGAAAGAGAUCUAUUCGGAGUGGAUGAUACGAAUCGAGAAGCUUUAUUCUCUAAAUUUCGAGCGAUACGACCCACCGCUUCAUGGAGAUCACGGACAUCCGGACGGACAGAUAUACUUGCUUCAUUGUAGUUGUGUGGGUCAUCGAGGAGCUCAGUUGGCUGUUGAUGCAAGAGCGUACAUCUACGACAAGCACUACUUCCUGAAACGGCGUCCCCACCAACUGAUGACUCGCCAUAAGAACGAUUGCUCUGCUUUUCUAGAAAUCCGAGAGGAAUCCGAAUACGGUCCCGUCCAUGUCAAAGGCACUCUCGAGCACACCGGCCACCGCUUCGGCACUCCUUUACUCCGAAUGACGCCGAUGGAACGCCAGCUGUUUUGUGACGUUACCGAGUGGAAAUCGUUGGGAAACGAUCAGUUCAUGGCGAUGGACGUUGUGGAGAAGUUGACGGCGUACGAGGGAUUUCUGAUGGAUAACUUCUCGGAGGCCAAAGGAGUGAUACUGAUGGAACCGUUGGAUAUGGAUCCGUUGCUUUCUGUUAGGAUGUUGGUGGAACAAUCCGAACCGAGCUGCUUUUUUGGAGUGAAUUUCAGCGAGUUUGACAAUCAUAAAAAGAUGUCAUUUGGUUAUAUGAAUCUGGAAAUGCAGAAGAUUUGGGGGAAAUUCGGUCCCGGUGGUACUGUAUGCAUCGAUAUGAUUCUUAUGGAUUUCGACGAAAUCGAAAUGGUCCAGUAUACGGUUUACGUGAUCGGCGAGCAAAUGAAUAUUCCGAAGUGUGUAAUGCUCUACAUGACUACCGAGCAAGCCACCGGACCGCCCGUGAUUCUGGAGCAUUUAACGAUAAUCGACGCAAGAAGUCCCAAGGAGUUCCUAACGAAUCCAUCGGAAAUCUGGGUGGAACUCGGGAGAAAAUACUACGAGGGGCAGGAGGAACAGCCGAAAAUGUUGAUCAGCGAGUGGGCUCUAAUGGAAUAUUGGGCGGUGAAAGCGGAGCAACUCAGUGAGAACGAAAUAGACACUUUCAAUAUAGUCUGUGCACUUCGGAGAGUGUUACGAACUGAGGACGCUCAGCAGGUGCUCUCGUUCUUCGUGGAGUUCUUCGAAGCGUGUUACGAGUGUGGCUACGAUCAGUUGGCUGAGUUCUUCGACUUGCAACUCACGGAUAUUGAGUAUUUCAAACGGUGGAAUCCGAUGAGACGACUUGGAAUCAAUGCGCAUUCUCAUCCGAUGCUAGCGACGGUUUCUAGGGUGAUUCGCGAGUUUUAUUUGACAAAUGAUGGGAUAGAUCGAGUGGAUCAAUGGUUCGCACACGCUACCAAGAGAAUGGAGGAGUUUAAUCAGGUGGAGACGACGCAGACGUACACAAUGAGACCUUUGGAGCCGAUAAGGAAGUUCUAUUAUCAGAGUUCUCGGGAUAUCGAGGAGGUGGAGGCGGAGGAGGUGCGGAUGCAACAGGCGAUUCAAGGGAGACCACAUCAUCAGGGCCACCCGCAGGUCCACCAUCAGGAGGUCCACCAGCAAAUGAUCUACGAGGAAGACGAUAUUCUUACUGGAGAAGUGGUGGAAGAAGAAAUAAUCGGUCAUGAGAUAGAGGGCGGGCUCGAAGGGGAGGAGAUUGUGGAGGAGAUGACGUUGCAAGAAGGCGAAGAGUUGAUUUAUGAGGAGAUUGAUGAGAUAGAAGAGGAGAUACAGUAUCAGGAGGAGGAGGUAGUGGAGAGCACCCCCAAAGUCCCACCGCAUCGAAUGCGUGUCUACCAACAACAAAAGGCGCCGGACCCACCACGAGCACGUCCUCUUCAUCAAGUCGUCAGCCAACAGAUUCCGCUCCUCCCACCGUCAAAACGGCCUCGGAUUCUGAAGGGACACGAAGGCCACCACCUUCAGCCACCCCUACCAACACCCCCCGCUACACGAGACACCACGAAAUCAGUGGUUCGUGGUAGAAAGAAGCGACGAGAUCGAUUCGCACAGCUUCGAGAUUGCCCGCCAGAAGUGAUGAGAGCCAUCGCGGCGCACGCGAUCGCCUACGAUGGAAGGAAGAAAGAGCAGCGGCCGUUUAUGUAUGUACCGGGGGAGGCGAAACUGUCGACCUCGGCGACACCGGUAGUGCCGACACCCGAUAUGACGAGGUAUGGAGCGCCACCGCCGAGAAGGUUGAGUGCCCAGCAGAUUGCCGAGUUACAACAACAGAGACGAUUGAAGAGGGAUCAACAGUGGGCGCAGAAGUAUCAGAGGGUUCAGGAACAACAGCAGAGAAUGCAGGAGGAGGGGGAGCAGCAAGGGGAGGAGGAGGAGCUGAUUGAAGUGGAUGAUGGACCGUACGCACUUCCAUCGACGUCACCAUCAUCAUCAUCUGCUCCACCACCAUCCCAACCACAACAACCAUCAACAUCCUCAGCGUCUUCCCACCAUCCUCAAUCAUCUCAUUACAUUCAUCGGGGCCCCGGCCCUUCCACAUCCUCAUCGUCAUCAUCACACCCUCCAUCAUCUCACUACAUACAACAACACGAAGCUCCGCCCCCAUCAUCAUCUUCUCACCAAGACGUUGAGGAGCAGCCGAUCUAUGAGGAGGAUGAGAUUCCGAUCUACGAGGACGAUCAGUAUAAUCAGGAGAUGUAUACAUAUCCACCGGAUGAAAUGGUUGUCCAUCAUGAGGAGGUCCAUAUGGAGUAUGAUGACUCACAGCCGUGCACUUCUGCUUCGUUGUAUAGAUAG
Messenger RNA from Caenorhabditis remanei, 3846 nucleotides. RefSeq lists its product as uncharacterized. NCBI's taxonomy places the organism in Eukaryota, Metazoa, Nematoda, Chromadorea, Rhabditida, Rhabditidae. The transcript is spliced from 8 exons. Bases 1 to 3846 code for a protein of 1281 amino acids. The record is from RefSeq and is a predicted model, not a curated record.